This is a messenger RNA of Penicillium diatomitis, 696 nucleotides long. Its product is annotated as fumarylacetoacetate hydrolase family protein. The record is from RefSeq and is a predicted model, not a curated record. Gene Ontology annotation, molecular function: acetylpyruvate hydrolase activity. The coding region runs from base 1 to 696 and encodes 231 amino acids. Lineage: Eukaryota; Fungi; Ascomycota; Eurotiomycetes; Eurotiales; Aspergillaceae. The transcript is spliced from 3 exons. Gene Ontology annotation, cellular component: mitochondrion.
AUGGCGUCUCUUCGUGCUAAUUGUCGCAAAGUGAUGUGUAUCGGCCGAAACUACGCCGAUCACAUUGCCGAGCUGAACAACACCGCUCCCAAGCAACCGUUCUUCUUCCUGAAGCCCUCUUCCUCUAUCCUGCCCCCCAACAGCGGUCCUGUUCUCCGCCCCAAAGGAGUAAAUUUACACUAUGAAGUGGAAUUGGGGUUGGUGAUGGGGAAGACUGUCCGAGAUCUGGAUCCACAGGAUGAACAGGGCGCCCUGGAUGCCAUUGAGAGCUACGUCCUCGCCAUUGACAUGACUGGGCGCAACGUACAAGACGAGGCCAAGAAAAAGGGUCUGCCCUGGUCCAUUGCCAAAGGAUUCGAUACAUUCAUGCCCAUCUCCCAGGUCAUUCCCAAGUCUCGCCUCCCCAACCCCCACGACGCCUUCCUGCGACUGCGCGUCAAUGAGACAGAGAAACAGGCCGAUUCGACUGGUCUGAUGCUCUACCGUAUCCCCCAGCAAUUGGCUCACAUCUCACGUAUCAUGACGCUGGAAAAGGGUGACAUUGUGUUGACGGGAACUCCCAAGGGCGUGGGCCAGGUCAAGGCGGGUGAUAUGAUGCAUGCCUCGAUCGAGGUCGAUGGUCAAGAGAUUGAGGAAGGUCGUAUUCAGGUGGAAGUGCAAGAUCGCCAGGGCCCUUAUGAGUUCAAGGAGACUUGA